Molecule: messenger RNA, 1297 nt
Organism: Periconia digitata
Lineage: Eukaryota; Fungi; Ascomycota; Dothideomycetes; Pleosporales; Periconiaceae
Source: the annotation of a GenBank genome assembly
CCAUUUCACGUAUUCACGUGGGCCGCUCUCUAAUCCGAAAUUGGCGUCUGGAGAAAUCACGUCUUCACCCACAACCCUGAUAGUCAGGUACCGAGGAUCAGAGAGAGCUUUGCUAUCUGACGUUGACACCACGGACCACCCACAGCACAUCACAAGCAUCGCAAGCAUCAACCCGUCCUCCACUAGUACCAUACAAUCUUUCGCCAUGUCUGAAGAAGAACCAAAAAGCAUUCGUGCUCUUUUCAUAAGCGCUGAACGCCUCCGGAACAGCCUAUCCAACAUCUAUGAUUCCAAUGAUGCUACUUUCCAAGACAGCCUCUUCCACGCCAUCGCCACCUAUGAGUCGUGUCUCAAACUAUCCGAACAUGUAUCUCUCUUCUCGCCAAACGAAAGCCUAGACGAUAUCUCGUCUUCUGAUCUGGAAUACAUGUCCAUCGCCUACCAUCUCGCCGAAUUAGUCCAAAAGCUGCGAACCACCGACAUUGCCAGCCGGAAAACGAAUUUGCUUGAAGCGCGGAAUUACUACGAGCGCUUUAUGAAACUCCUAGAUUCAUACGAUAUGCUUAGUAGCAGCGAUGGAAAGCUGUGGGAAGCGUAUACGGACGACAAGGACCACUUCUCCACAGCGAACACGAAAGAUGCAGCUGCGAGGCGAGAGGUCAAGAUUGCGCGGUUCCGGGAAGAGAAAGAGUUGAAGCAAAAGCUCGAGUACCUCCGCGCAAACCCCAAGCUCGCCGAAAACGAUGACCAAACAGUUCGAUCCCUCCACCUGACGAAUCUAUCCCACCAAGUCCACCAAACUCUCGCGUCACUCGAAUCCCUAGCCCAAGAACUCCACAUCAUUUCCCUGGCCCCGCCACCUCAAUCCGACCCUUCAGCUUCUUCAGGACCAGCAGGUUCCGACUCGCGCGACCAAGCGCGGGAUACCGCUUACUCUGAUCGCCUCGAUACCGAUAUUCCCUUCUCCACACGCUACACCGGACCCCUUCUCAGCAAGUCCGGAAAACCGCUACGGCCUUUUACGCUGACGGGGUCGAUGGCGUCGCGCACGCAGAUGACUCGCGAUGUGUUUCGCCCGGACCACAGUCUGCCGACUAUGAGUAUCGAUGAUUACCUCGAGGAAGAGCGGAAGCGGGGUGGGAUCAUCGAAGGAGGUGGCGAGGCGAGUGGGGUGCGGGAAGUUGUGGAUGAGGAUGAUUUGGACAAAGCGGACGAGGAGACUAUGAAGGCCAGGGCGUGGGAUGAGUAUGUGGAAGCCAAUCCUAAAGGGAGUGGGAAUACAAUCAAUAGGGGUUGA